Messenger RNA from Cebus imitator (Panamanian white-faced capuchin), 2511 nucleotides. RefSeq names its product cystathionine beta-synthase (gene CBS). Gene Ontology annotation, cellular component: cytoplasm. NCBI's taxonomy places the organism in Eukaryota, Metazoa, Chordata, Mammalia, Primates, Cebidae. Gene Ontology annotation, molecular function: cystathionine beta-synthase activity; cysteine synthase activity. The transcript has 17 exons. The coding region runs from base 141 to 1838 and encodes 565 amino acids. The record is from RefSeq and is a predicted model, not a curated record.
CGCCUCUCCGCCAAUCGCCGCCCGUCCGCUCCCCUCGCAGCGGGUCCCUGCGAGGCCGCCUCCCCGGGGUCGCCGUCUCCGCCUCGCCGCAGUCGGGACAGCAGCUCAGUCCUUUCCCGCGUGUCCGACCAGGUCCCGGCAUGCCUUCCGAGACACCCCAGGCGGAAGCAGGGCCAGCAGUCUGCCCCCACCACUUAGGGCCGCCCUCGGCAAAGGGGAGCCUGGAGAAGGGGCCCGCAGGGGAUAAGGAAGCCAAGGAGCGCCUGUGGAUCCGGCCCGAUGCCCCGAGCAGGUGCACCUGGAAGCUGGGCCGGCCUGCCUCCGAGUCCCCGCAUCACCACACCGCCCUGGCAAAAGCUCCAAAAAUCUUGCCAGACAUUCUGAAGAAGAUCGGGGACACCCCCAUGGUGAGAAUCAACAAGAUUGGGCAGAAGUUCGGCCUGAAGUGCGAGCUCUUGGCCAAGUGUGAGUUCUUCAAUGCGGGCGGCAGCGUGAAGGACCGCAUCAGCCUGCGGAUGAUUGAGGAUGCCGAGCGUGCAGGGACGCUGAAGCCGGGCGACACGAUUAUCGAGCCGACGUCCGGGAACACUGGGAUCGGGCUGGCCCUGGCUGCGGCCGUGAGGGGCUAUCGCUGCAUCAUCGUGAUGCCAGAGAAGAUGAGCUCAGAGAAGGUGGACGUGCUGCGGGCCCUGGGGGCUGAGAUUGUGAGGACACCCACCAGUGCCAGGUUCGACUCCCCAGAGUCACACGUGGGGGUGGCCUGGCGGCUGAAGAAUGAAAUCCCCAACUCUCACAUCCUAGACCAGUACCGCAACGCCGGCAACCCCCUGGCUCACUACGACAGCACUGCCGAGGAGAUCCUGCAGCAGUGUGACGGGAAGCUGGACAUGCUGGUGGCCUCGGCGGGCACGGGCGGCACCAUCACGGGCAUCGCCAGGAAGCUGAAGGAGAAGUGUCCCGGAUGCAAGAUCAUUGGGGUGGACCCCGAAGGCUCCAUCCUCGCGGAGCCAGAGGAGCUGAACCUGACGGAGGUGACCACCUACGAGGUGGAAGGGAUCGGCUACGACUUCAUCCCCACUGUGCUGGACAGGACGGUGGUGGACAAGUGGUUCAAGAGCAAUGACGAGGAAGCAUUCACCUUUGCCCGCAUGCUGAUCUCCCAGGAGGGGCUGCUGUGUGGUGGCAGUGCCGGCAGCACGGUGGCCGUGGCUGUGAAGGCCGCGCAGGAGCUGCAGGAGGGCCAGCGCUGUGUGGUCAUCCUGCCCGACUCAGUGCGGAACUACAUGACCAAGUUCCUGAGCGACAGAUGGAUGGUGCAGAAGGGCUUCCUGAAGGAGGAGGACCUCUCGGUGAAGAAGCCCUGGUGGUGGCACCUCCGCGUUCAGGAGCUGAGCCUGUCGGCCCCGCUGACUGUGCUGCCAACCGUCACCUGCGAGCACACCAUCGCCAUCCUCCGGGAGAAGGGCUUCGACCAGGCGCCCGUGGUGGACGAGGCAGGGGUGAUCCUGGGAAUGGUGACGCUGGGGAACAUGCUGUCGUCCCUGCUUGCCGGGAAGGUGCAGCCAUCGGACCAAGUUGGCAAAGUCAUCUAUAAGCAGUUCAAGCAGAUCCUCCUGACGGACACGCUGGGCAGGCUCUCGCACAUCCUGGAGACGGACCACUUCGCCCUGGUGGUGCAUGAGCAGAUCCAGUCGCGGGACCAGGCCUGGGCAGGCGUGGUGGGGGGGCCUGCAGACCACAGCCCCGAGAAGUCCAGUCCUCGGCAGAUGGUGUUCGGGGUGGUCACUGCCAUUGACUUGCUGCACUUCGUGGCGGCCCAGGAGCGGGGCCGGAAGUGAAGUCUGGAGUGUGGAGCGGCCCCGGCACCUUCGCCCGCUUCACCAUCACUUUCCUGAGCCCUAAACACACACGAGAUUGGGAACUGCCUGGCCUGGCCCCCGUUAUCGCUGCAGACGGCGCGGAGCAUGGGUUUCCCUUCACUAACACGUGGCUUCCUAAAUGGCCUGUGUAUGUGCUAUGAGAUGAAAUGAGCUUUUCUCUAAUGUAGCUUGCUCUUAGGAUGUUUCGCCAAGGCAAUACUGAGCGUAGUCGGCCAGGUGGGAUGAACACAGGCAGUCUCUGGGCAGAGCAGAUUAAAGGCAAAAGAGAGUCCACGAUGGGGAUGCAGAAGGGGGCGGGGAGAAGCAUGGAAGUUUCCGCGUGGUCCAGCGCCGUCUGCUCAUGGUGGAGCUGGUGGGAGCACUGUGAGAGUUUGGGCUUUUAAAUUAAGGCGAAAUUCACAUAACCCAAAAGUCAAUCACUUUAAAGUGAAGCAUCAGCAGCAUUUAGUAAUUCAGAAUGUUGCAUAGGGACCACCUCUCAUGUUCCAGAACAUUCUCUCCUCACCCCAGGAAGCAGUCAUUUCCCCUCCUCUGUUCCUCCUCCCCAGGCAAUUGCUAAUCGACUUUCUAUCUCUGUUGUCUGAAAUAGGUUUUCCCUGUUCCAGACAGUUCAUAUAAAUGGAAUCAUGCA